Messenger RNA from Pongo pygmaeus (Bornean orangutan), 522 nucleotides. It is a transcript of the gene MLANA, whose product is annotated as melan-A. NCBI's taxonomy places the organism in Eukaryota, Metazoa, Chordata, Mammalia, Primates, Hominidae. The record is from RefSeq and is a predicted model, not a curated record. Gene Ontology annotation, cellular component: melanosome; trans-Golgi network; endoplasmic reticulum membrane. The coding region runs from base 103 to 459 and encodes 118 amino acids. The transcript has 5 exons.
AAAAAGAUUAAGAGCCAGAGAAGCAGUCGUCAUACAUGCGGCCAGCCAGCGGACAGAGGACUCUCUCAUUAAGGAAGGUGUCCUGUGCCCUGAGCCUACAAGAUGCCAACAGAAGAUGCUCACUUCAUCUAUGGUUACCCCAAGAAGGGGCACGGCCACUCUUACAUCACAGCUGAAGAGGCCGCUGGGAUCGGCAUCCUGACAGUGAUCCUGGGAGUCUUACUGCUCAUCGGCUGUUGGUAUUGUAGAAGACGAAAUGGAUACAGAGCCUUGAUGGAUAAAAGUCUUCAUGUUGGCACUCAAUGCGCCUUAACAAGAAGAUGCCCACAAGAAGGGUUUGAUCAUCGGGACAGCAAACUGUCUCUUCAAGAGAAAAACUGUGAACCUGUGGUUCCCAACGCUCCACCUGCUUAUGAGAAACUCUCUGCAGAACAGUCACCACCACCUUAUUCACCUUAAGAGCCAGCGAGACACCUGAGACAUGCUGAAAUUAUUUCUCUCAUACUUUUGCUUGAAUUUAUU